AUGCCUCCCAUCUACUACUUGAAUCAACCGCCCCAUCCCUUCUGGGACUUCGUCGCCGGGAUCGAAGAUCACCCUUUCUUCGCCCACUAUCGACGACCUGUCCCAUCAACUCCGCCACCACAACCCCCUCGUCCAGAGGCCGGGCAAUCUCAAGCACGAGCACAGGCUCACGACGCCGCUGCCGCCCAAGCCAACGAGAAAGCCAAGGGCAAGCAAGCUGAGACCAGCAACGUUGAAGAUCCUCCUGAAAUCGACCCUGCCACCCUUGCGUCUGAACGUAAGGACGUGCCAUUCCGUGGCCGUGGUCGCUUCGCCAGGGCCUUUGCAGACAAGGACAACGAGGACAGCAGCGCCGAAGAAGGCAACAGCGGCCGUCGCGGUGGACGAGGCUGUCACGGUCACGGCCACGGUCACGGUCACGACCAUCACCAUGGCCCCAAUCCCUGGGGGGCUGGACCACCCCCUUUCUUCUUCGGCCCUCAUGGUCCCUUCGGCUUCGGUCACCACGGGCCCCAAGGCCAUGAAGGUCCUGAAGGCCACGGUCCCCGCCCCGGAUUCCGUGGCCGCGGAGGCUUUCAUCGAGGAGGCCGUGGAGGACCACACCAUCAUCAUGGACAUCAUGGACCUCACUCACGCUCCCCGCCACGCGGCGGCGGCCCAUUCGCCGGUGGGUUUCGCCCCGGCCAAGCAGCACCCGGCUUCGACCUGAGCAACUUCCUGAGUAAUCUCGGUGAGCGUCUGGGCGUCGACUUGACCUCCGCCGCCGAAGGCCUGGGACUACGCAGCUCCCCACGCUCAGUCGAAACCGACUUUGAACCACGAACCGACAUCUUCGACACCGCCGCCGCCUACGUCAUCCACCUCUCCCUGCCCGGAGCCAAGAAAUCCGACGUCGGCGUCGAUUGGGAUGGCGAACACUCCGUCGUGCGCGUUGCUGGCGUUGUCCACCGCCCCAACGUCGACGAGGAGAUGAUGUCCCGCCUGGUCGUGGACGGGCGCAAGCGCGAAACCGGCGUCUUUGAAAAGACCAUUCGCCUGGGAACACCAAGGGACCCAGCCAGCGUCGACGUCGACGGCAUCACUGCCAAGAUGGUCGACGGCGUCCUGAUCAUCCGCGUACCAAAGGUCGAGAAGACCUUUGAGAAAAAGGAAGUCCACGUGGGCUCUCCCUCUCCUGCACGACCCAACGAGAGACCCGAGGACGCAUACAUGAACGAGAAAGACCUGCUCUUCGAUGCCGCCGACGACGACGAUGAGGACAGGGACAUGUACGACGCCGAGCCUAUUCCGGAACCUCACCAGCAACAGCAACAACACUCUGCUCCAGCGGACACCACCAUGGGUGAACAGAAGCACCGCGAAGCCAAAGAGGAAGAAGCCCUGCGCGAGCGAGAAAGAGACAACCGCUCCGAGACCGUCGACUUCGAGACCCCGGCCCCAAACAACGAAACCACAGAGACACUCCCGAGAUAUGAGGCCGAGGACAGCAAGGCUCAGGACCACCACCAUCACCACCAGCGCGCAGGCGUCGACAACGACCAGGACAAUAUGAGUGACUGGGAGAAAUACGGCUCCGAGGAUGAGGGCGAGUACGUCAAGAUCAACGUCGACUAA
This is a messenger RNA of Fonsecaea multimorphosa CBS 102226, 1614 nucleotides long. RefSeq lists its product as uncharacterized. The record is from RefSeq and is a predicted model, not a curated record. Gene Ontology annotation, biological process: response to salt stress; response to heat; protein folding. Lineage: Eukaryota; Fungi; Ascomycota; Eurotiomycetes; Chaetothyriales; Herpotrichiellaceae. The transcript has a single exon. The coding region runs from base 1 to 1614 and encodes 537 amino acids.